This is a messenger RNA of Psylliodes chrysocephalus, 1479 nucleotides long. The record is from the annotation of a GenBank genome assembly. Lineage: Eukaryota; Metazoa; Arthropoda; Insecta; Coleoptera; Chrysomelidae.
AUGACACAAGCACCAGAAAUUAAAAACCGUUAUGUCAUUAAUGAUGGAGUAUUUUAUUUAUUGGGAAUAAUGGUAGUUGUUCCAUUUCAGUUUUGUCUAAAUUCCUUAGACUUUUGGAUGUACAAGUUAAAACCUCCUCUAGAUUCUGCAGGCAGACCGCCUGGACCGCCUGGACCACCUGUACCGCCUGGACCACCUGUACUCAGAAAUUCACAUGGCAUAUCAGAAGGUUAUAGUAUUAAAAAACUUAUAAAUUAUAACAGUUCAUAUGAGUAUUCACUUUUGGAAGAAAAUGAAAUAUGGGAUUCCGUCGUAACUAGGUUAAUUCCUUUUUAUGAUGGGUUGGUUUCAAAUGUAAAUGACACUACAUUACCUAAUGAAAGAACAGCGAUACAAGCUAAUUUUAUAGCAGGAUUUUACAUUACAUUUAAAGUAGCAUUACUCGCAGCCUUGUUGAUCUGUUCAUUUUGGUCUCAUAAACUAGCAUUACCGGAAAAGAGAUUGAAAUGGAGUUUGUUUGCACUUUGCAUAUUGUUUUCUGUAAAUACAGUAGUAACACAAAUCAAUAUUGGAAAUAUGAUCAAAUGGUUUUUUGCGGGAGCAAUGAUUUUCGCCACUAUAAUGAAUUUUUGUACCGGAAUGGCAAUUGCUAGCCUUUACGAAUUAAUAUCAAAAUUUCCUCCAUCCUACUAUGCUUCAAUCCAAUCGGGACAUAAUGUAUGCGGAAUACUUUCUGCUUUUCUCCAAGUAUGCCUCUUAAGUGCGCGAUUGCCUCCAAAUCAGCAUGCCGCAAUAUAUUUUGCUUGUGGAACUACCAUUUUAAUAGCCACAACUGUUUAUUAUUGCUAUACCAUAAACAAUUCCCAAUAUUUUAUAUACAAGAUUGGUCAGAAUGAGUCUCAGACCCAGGCAAAAGUGCAUCUGGCAGUUCCAUCACCUCGAACUCCAGUAUAUGAGCUAUUACUGAAGAUCAAGUGGUAUUAUGCUACUCUUGUUUUUAUAGAUUGGACUACAAAUAUAGUGUAUCCUGGAUUAGUAGUACUAGUAGUACCUUUUGACCGAGAUAGUGGAAACCAUGAUUGGAAAGAAAUAUAUUUCGUUCCUGUCAUUACUUUUUUGGGUUUCCAGAUUUGCAAUUUGAUUGGUCGAGAAACCGCUCGAAUAAUUAAAAGACCAAAACAUGGAAUUGUUCUCUUCGUCCCUGCAGUACUGAGAAUGAUUUUUGUGCCACUGUUAAUAUUUUGCAAUGCAUUACCCAGAAAUCGUUUGCCCGUGUUAUUUCACGACAAUGAAUUUAUAUGCAUACUAUAUAUAUUUGCUUUUUCUGAGGGAAUUUUAUAUAAUUUAGCUAUAGUAGCUCUACCAACGAUAUUAGAAAAAAGUGAGAGAGAAGCUGUGAUGGUUCUAGUACCUCUUGUGAAUUCAGUGACGGUUAUAUUAGCUUCAGGCUUAAAUGUGUUCGUAAAUAAUAUAUUAUAA